AUUAAAUUAAAAUUAGAUCAUUAUAAUUGAAAUGAUUGCCACAGAUCAUCAUCAUCAUUGUCAUCAACCGCAACAACAACAACAACAAUUGUCACAACAUACAACGGCAUCUACUACCUUAUUAUUACCAUCAUCAUCGACUUUAUCGACGUCUUUGACCGAAUCACAAAUAUUCAUCAAUAAUAAUAAUCAUCUUUAUCAUCAUCAUCAACAACAACUACAACUACAACGCUCAUAUCCCAAUAUGGAUAACGAACAUCAAGGCAUUACUAAACGAACUGUGAUCAUUCAUAAAGAUCCUCGUGGUUAUGGUAUGCGCAUUUCGGGCGAUAAUCCUGUUUUCAUUCAACAUGUUAAUGAAGAAGGGGCUGCUUAUAAAGCCGGUGUGCGAUCAGGUGAUCAGAUUGUUAAAGUUAAUGGCACAUUGGUAACCCGAAUGGGUCAUGCUAAAGUUGUAGAAAUGAUACAAUCAUGUGGUGCAUUCGUCGGUCUAACAUUACAUACGACUUCGACAAAUUCUUUGACUGCAUCAUCUAUUUCAUCAAAUUCCGAUACAUCUUCGAUGAAUAAUACAAAUAAUAAUAAUGGAAUGACAAAUGCUACCAUUACUUCACAAUCAUCAACAUCGUCGGAUAUAACUUUACGUCAUUUAUCGCCAACUAAUUCACCAACACCUCCAAACAACAACAAUAAUAAUCAAUCUUCUGGCAUUAAUAAUUCAGCAUCGAUGUCAUCUUCAUUUGGCCCAAAUCAUUAUUCAUCAAUGUAUCCGAUGAAUAUGGUUGUAUUAACUAGUAAUAAUCCAAUACAAAUAACUGGGCCGCAACCCGUGCCGGAAUCAACCCAGCAACAUUAUCAUGAAAAUCAGAUUCGAACCUUGAAAGAAAUGAUUAAUAAAGAGCAUAGACAUUUAGAAGAAUUAAAAUUAAUGUGUGCAAAACAAUCAGAUUUGGAUAGCUGCCAGAAACGUAUCAAUGAAAUGACAUCUAAAUUGGAGAUGCAUCAAUCAAAUAUAGCGGCACAUAUUAACAAUAUUAAUCAUAGUCGACAACAUAGUUUUGAAAAUUCUUCCACAUCCGUACAGGAUUUUUCCACACCAAUCAUCAAUCAACAUCAACGUUCAAAUUCAUCAUCCGAUCAUUCAAUAAUUGGUUCGAAUUCUAAAUCACCACGCAUUAUGCCGAUGGAUGACGAUGUAGAUAUUGAUGCCGAGAAUUCCGGUAUCUAUCCAUAUGAAUAUAUUGAAAAUAUUGAUCGCCAAUUACAACAACCAGAUCAACAUCUAACAUCUGCAACUAAAUCUUCGAUUGGUAUUGCUAAAUCCGUAUCGAAUCCUUCGGUUCUAUUAAGACCGAAUAGUGGUAAUAGAGAUAAAGUAAAACGUGACUCAAAAAUUAUGCCCAUAUUAGAAACACCCUCACCAUCAUCACCGUUACCAUCCAGUGUUGUUGGUAACGUAUCAAUAUUGAAUCCAAAAUCCUGGUACAAUAUUCAUCUGGAUUCAUUACGUAUGAGUCGAUAUUUGAUUCAGCAUAAAAUGCAACCACCCAAUGAAUUAUUAUUCUAUGUGAUGGCAAGAAAUGUAUUUCCAAGGAUUGUUACAUCAACUGCUAUUCCAGUUGGAAAUAAAUUUCAAGUGAUACAACGAUGGGCCUAUCAAAUUAUAGCUACAUUUGUUACGAAAGAAUCACCAUUGUUUAUGCAAGAAUUUCCACCAGAUUAUCUUGAGCAAUUUGAUCGUAAUUUAACAGCAUUAAUAUCUGCAAACCCAUCAGCCACAGAUAUUAUUGCUAGCCCAUUUGAUCCAUUUUUAAUGACCAUAUAUGAAACAUUACGAAAACAAUGGGAAGAAUUUAUGUUGGCAACAUCAUCAAUGUCUCAGAUGAUGAUCAAUUCGAAUCCUAAACAUGAUCUACAAGCCAUCAUUGAAAUGUUAUUUACCACACAUACAAAUAUUUGUAUGGCAUCACAACAACAACCUGCACCGACAAUGACAACCAAUUCCAAUAUGAAAAUUGAUCUUCGCGACAUUGAUCCAAUAUUAGAUUCAUUUGUUGCAUUAGUAAAAUCACAUCAAUCUGAAUCGACAAUGGCAUUGAUUAGUUCACUAUUGGCUAUUGGUCGUUAUAUAUUCCAAAUGACAACAUCUAAACAUUGUCUUUUACUUGAAUGUUCGGGUCCUGGAUCAUCAUCAUCAUUAUCGUCAACAUUAUUGAAUAGCAAUUCAAAUACAAAUUUCAAUUCGACUCAAGUACCAACAUUAAAUCCAUUGCUAAAAUUAUCAUCAGAAUCAUCACGUUCAUCAAAAUCUGGUCAUAAACGUAAUUCAAUGAUACCGAUCGGUUCGAAAUCAUUCACAUCGGCAACACAUUCAUUGGGUAAUUCAUUUGAUUCUUCAUUGCUUGCAUCAUUGACGAAUGGUAAAUUGAAUAAAAAUAUGGAUUCACAAUUACAAUCAAAUGUUGGCGGAUCUGGUAUUGGCACUGGUAGUAGUAGUAAUAUUGUCGGAAAUAUUGCAUCAUCAAAUUUAUUAAACAGUGGAUUUACAAUCGAAGAUCGAUCACAUUCAUUCGUAUCGAUAGUGGAAAUGAAUCAAAUAAUUUAUUGUACCAGUUGUAUGUUGCCUAUGUGGGGUGAUCCAUAUACAUGGAAAUGUACAAAAUGUUUGAUGUAUGCCCAUCAAUGGUGUAGAAAAAUUGCUGCAGCCAAUAAUAUUUGUAAUAAUGAUACUCAUCAUCAUCAACAUCAACAACAGAAUUCUUUUUCAUCGCAGACAUCUCAAACGGGUGGUAAUAAUAAGAAUAAUCGUCGUAUAAAAUCGGAAAAGAAAUCUGUAUUUGAAAAAUUUUCCGUUGGAAAACGACGUCGUAAUCAUCCUAGUGAUUUUAAUAUUGGCACUUCAUUAGCCCGAACACAAUCAUCGUGUUCAUCAUCAUCAUCAACAUCAUCGAUUUCAUCGGAAAAUUCUAGUUCUGAUCUUGAGGAUUUUAUUCUUUCAAAUCCUACUACAACAACUAAUAACAAUUACAAAAACAUAACCGAUGAAGUUGGCUCUAUGAUUUCAAACAAAAGUGUCAAUCAAGAAAGUACAAAUAAUACUAUGUCAUCUACAUCGACCGCGCCAAAUCUAGUGAAUCGUUCCGGUUCGUUUGUUCAACGAAAAAAGAAAAAAUCUUCUACAUCAGUCGGAUCACCACGAAAACGUUCCGAUCCGGCAUUGACUUCCAGACAAAUGAUUUCAACAAUGGCUAACAAAAUAAUGAUGAAUAUGAUGAUCGAUGAUGUGGGGACCAAUAACAUUGCUUCAACAAGUGGAACAUUACCUCAAUUGACUAGUGCCAGAUCAAGUGGUGCAUUGAUGAAUUCGGCUUCUGUUGGUGCACAUGAUUCUGUUCAAUUCCGACCGAUUACUGGUCAACGAGCAAAACACAUGGCAGCAUCGGAUUCAUCUUUGAUGUCAGUCACAUCAAAAUCAUUGAAAUCACCUCAACCAAUUCCUAGUAGUAGUAGCGGUAUACCGAAUUCUACGAACACUGAAAGCCAAAAAUCUUCAUCUACAAAUCUAACAUCCACUUCUUCACCACGACGUACUCGACAUCGGAAUACAAAUGAUUCGGCAAUUCAGAUGGAUGGUAGUUCUGAAGACGAUAUCGAUGAUCAACAAUUGAAUGAAAAUGAAACUCCAGCAACAACUCUAUCAAAUGAAAUUGAUGGUGAAAAAACAAUUCCAUCACCAAUACCACCACCUCCUCUUCCGCCUCCUUUAACAUCAUUGGUACCACCACCCUUACCUCCUAGACCCGAUUCACAAACCGAAAAACGUCGACAAAUUCAAAUGGAAAUCAUUCAAACCGAAGAAGAACAUUAUGAAGUUUUACGACAUAUACGAAAAAUCUAUCAAAAACCAUUGAAAAAAGAAAAAUUAUUCAGUUCCGAGCAAAUCGAUAUCAUUUUCGGUAACAUUAAAGAAUUACGUUUAAUACAUAAGAAAAUUUUCGUCAAAAUGAGUCUUGCCCACAAGCUACAGAUGCAAUCGAAAAGUUCGGAUUCGUAUCAUCUAGAGGAAUCAUUACAUGAUAUAUUCUGUGGUGAGCUUGGUACACAACUUGAACAGGAAGCAAGCAAAUUUUGUGUUAAUCGCAAAAUUCGCAAUGGUACUGAACUUUGGAAUCAGCGGAAAAAAGAUUCUCGUUUACGUCAAUGGGUGGAUUCUGAAUGUCGUACUCGUGCUAUACCGGAUAAUCCAUUGGCUCGUUUAGGUCUUGACGAUCUGUUAAGCCGUGUUUUUCAACGUCCACUUCGGUAUCCAUUAUUGUUUGAACGAUUGCUGAAAUCUACACCAAAAGAUUCGCCUGGUCAUCGCUAUUUGGAACAAGUUAUGAUCUGUAUACGUCGUUCGAAUGAACGGAUAAAUGAAGAGACAAAAAAAGCUGAACUACGUUCUCGACUUGUUGAACUGAUACGUAAAACUGAUUUUUCCAAUUCAUCUGUUCCGGUUAAUCUUGAACACCAUGAAUUAUUACAUGAAGGGCCACUUGUGUGGAGAAUCACUAAACAAAAACUAGUCGAUGUUUUACUGGUACUUACUGAUCAGAUCAUUCUGGUAUUAACACGUGAUUCAAAUGACCGAUAUGUACUACGAACACACACCAAUCCGACGACUAAACAUGAACAUCGUCCUCAUGUAAAAAUGGAUGAUCUAUUGAUGCGUGAUGUUGCUACUGAUCAAUCGGCAUUCUUUUUAGUAUCAAAAAAUCAAGAUAUUAUCUAUGAAUUUGCCGCACAAACAACUAGUGAACGUAAAAAAUGGAAGGAAGUAAUAACCGAUGCUAUUAAUAAAUAUCGCGAUAAUCGUUCGAUACCUCAUCAAUUACAAUCACAACGAUCAUUUACAUCAUCACGAUCGAUGACAAUGAUGGAUCUGAAAUCGACGACAAAUGAUUUGAUAGCUAGCAAUCAUCCCCAUAAUAAUAAUAAUCCUCAUCAUCAUCAUCAACCACCUCCAUUACCACCACCGAUUCAGAAUCGACCAUUACCUAAACCUCCAAUCGAUAGUCAGCAGUCCUCAUCAUCAUCGCCGCCACCAAUUCCUCCGCCAUCAGCACUAUCAUUCGCUAAUAGGCCAUUACCACAACCACCUAGUGAUUCUACGCAGCCACCACCUUUACCUUCGACACCAUAUCCAACAAGAGUGGAUGGAAAUGUACAAGUGGUCACUGCCAAUGAACGACAUCCAUCAAAUGUAGAUUUUAUACCAUUUUCUCAGGUUAAAAUCACUUCCGAACAAAAUCGAUCCGGAAAAUUGAAUCGAAAUAAAACGGAUGAUCUUCAAGAGAUCAGUGAUAAUUUACAAAAUAUGAUUCAAGAACGUCGUCGUUCUGGUAUCCGCAAUUACGAAGAUUUAGCUCGAGAAAUUCAUGAAAUGUCAUUGGUUUAUGAUGUUGCUAAACAUGAUGAUUCGAAAGAGAUUUUAAUUCGUCUCAUAACCGAUAUGUUUCGAAAAGCAACUGAAUGGAGCUAUCAUCUUAUUCAAGAUAAUGAUCCGGCUAAACAAGAACUUUCACAACGUGUCCGUAAUUCUGUCGAAUCUUUUGUCAAAUCACAUAUCGAUUCGAAUUUUAUUUUACCAUUACCAAGCGAUGAUAUUGAUUCAAAUGUUGAAUGUACGGAAACCUUAUUUGAUAAUUGCGGUCAACCUUCAACAUCGACAAAUGAUGACAAUAAUGUUGUCUCUAGCACACCAUCAUCAUCUAUUGUAGAAUCAGUAAUCACACCGAUGAUGGCUAAUGUACGGCUUUCAGCGUCGGCACCAACAGCCCCUAGACCCCAGCAAAUUCAAAAUCGAAUUCGACGAUCACUCAGUGAUAAUUAUGAAAAGUCCGAUAAAACACAGAAAACUGGACUUGAACUAACCAUUCAUGAUGAUGAUCAAGAUUCGAAUUUGACUGUCGAUGAAAGUAAUGAUAAUAAUUAUGAUAUUGUUACUGAAGAAAAUUUUCUUUACAAUUCAACAACUCAACAACCGGAUUCAAACAACUUCCUUGAAGAAGUCAUAAACGAUUCACCAGGUUUCCAUUCAUUCGAUAAUACACAAGCUGAUGAAUUGAAGAGCCGAAAUAAUUCCUCUGCAAAUGAAUCAACACUAAUAUUAUCACCAAUUCCAUUAGCAUCAUCAUCAUCCAAUCCAUUCAUUUCAUCCAAAAUAGAAGAUUCGAAUAUUGAUAAUAUGACUCCAGCAACAAAUAUAGAAAUUAAAUCAUUAGGAGUUACGGAAGAAUUUGUUGUCGUUCUUGAUGAUGGUGACAUAAUUGUUGGCAACGAAGAAAGUGAUCAUCAAUUGCAGGAUAUUGAGCAACAACAAACAGCAAAUAGUGAUGACAACGAAGUGAUAUCGAAUGAUAAUAUUGCCGAUAAUUCAUCAAUAUCUAAUAUCGAUGAACAAACUUAUCAAACAAACAAUAACACUAACAAAACAACAACAAGUCAAAUGUAUCUAAUCUGAUGAUCAAUAAUUGAUAAUAAUUUUGAUCUUAUUAACUAUCUUUGAAUUCAAAGUAUUGUUAUUACUUUUGAUCCUUAUCCUCUUUCUAUCUAUUAGAUUUAUUAUUCUUGUUUCUGUUUCUUCUUUUCAUAUCAACAAAUUCAUUGUAAUGAA
This is a messenger RNA of Dermatophagoides pteronyssinus (European house dust mite), 6655 nucleotides long. RefSeq lists its product as uncharacterized. The record is from RefSeq and is a predicted model, not a curated record. Gene Ontology annotation, biological process: G protein-coupled receptor signaling pathway. Lineage: Eukaryota; Metazoa; Arthropoda; Arachnida; Sarcoptiformes; Pyroglyphidae. Gene Ontology annotation, cellular component: cytoplasm. Gene Ontology annotation, molecular function: G protein-coupled receptor binding; guanyl-nucleotide exchange factor activity.